UGUAUCGUACGACAUCCGAAAACCGUUGUAUAGCCCCGCCCAUUUCACCGAUAGAAAAACAGUCUGCUUCUCUUCCAUUCAGGUACUUUGCUGAUUCUCAAAAGCCGGUAGAAUCAGUGACAGCUAGUUCAUAUCACGACGCGUAUCGCAGUCCAUUUCACCAUCAUUUUUCCCCACCUUAUUAGAACGACAAAUAGAUAAAGACUAUGGAUUCAACUGGAAUUCGUGCGAAUAUGUCUGCUCAACAGUUGAUCGAUCAUGAAGUGUGCGAACGUUCAUUAAGAAACUCCAAUAGGCAAGAUGGAAAAGUGUCGACAGACUCGAGUGGAUCAAGUUCACUAUCCAGCUCAAACUUGAAAAUCAAUACGAAGGAAUCACCAUGUGUAAGUGUUUCUUCAGCAAUCAGCUCCUCAGGAGAAACCAGAACUGAGCCCCAGCUCACAAAACGACAGAUCAUCACCGUCAGCAUCCUCUGCUUUGUCAAUCUAAUCAAUUACAUGGACAGAUAUACAAUAGCAGGAAUUUUGACCCAGAUACAAUGUGAUUUGAACAUCGGAGAUACUGAGGGGGGACUCCUGCAGACAGCUUUUGUCGCCAUAUACAUGAUAUGCGCCCCUGUGUUCGGCUAUCUGGGUGAUCGAUACUCACGACGGCUCAUCAUGGCAGGCGGGAUUUUCAUUUGGAGCCUGACAACGCUACUUGGCUCUUAUAUGACAACCUUCUGGGGGUUCUUGGUGAUGAGGGCUCUUGUAGGUGUUGGUGAAGCAUCAUACUCGACUAUUGCACCAACAAUCAUUUCCGACUUGUUCGUCGGCGAUACUCGCUCCAAGUUCCUCGCCCUUUUCUAUUUUGCCAUUCCUGUGGGAAGCGGACUGGGCUACAUUGUCGGCUCGGAAGCGGCGAGGAUAAUGGGUUCGUGGCAUUGGGGACUUCGAGUCACGCCCGUUUUCGGUGCUAUUGCCGUGCUACUGAUUUUGUUGGUCGUACAAGAUCCUCCUCGCGGCGAAUCGGAAGGCGCCCAUCUAUCAGCCACGAGUUGGUGGGACGACAUUAAGUCCCUGGGCAAAAACAAAAGCUUUGUCAUGUCCACUGCAGCUUGCACAGCGGUAGCGUUCGUCGCUGGAGCCCUGGCGUGGUGGGGUCCCAAGUUUAUCGCAUUGGGCUUGGCCACUCAACAAGGUCAUCAGGAUGUUUCGCUGGAUGAUGUCUCGUACAUUUUCGGCUUGAUUGCCAUGAUUGCCGGUCUGUUGGGCGUACCCCUGGGCUCAUUCCUGGGUCAAAAGUUGCGUGUUCGUUACCAACGUGCCGACCCCAUCGUGUGCGGUAUGGGUAUGCUGUUUUCAACUCCCCUAAUGUUAGCCGCGCUGUUUAUCGCUGGAUGGAACACGACCACCUGCUUUGUGGUUGUCUUCUUUGGCCAAGUCCUGCUCAAUUUGAACUGGGCGAUUGUUGCUGAUAUCCUUCUGUACACAGUGAUCCCUACACGACGGUCGACCGCCGAAGCGUUCCAAAUUCUGUUUUCUCAUGCAUUAGGCGAUGCCGGCUCUCCGUACCUGAUUGGCCAGAUCUCAGAGAUUCUUAAGAAAACGUUUGCAACUCCAGCCACGACAUUUGUCAAUGAAUUACUCCUAAACACGACUGCAUUGGGGGCCGUGAGUACCUCUACCAGUUUACCUGAAACGGACAUAAGCGCAAACUGUUCCAGUUCAGGAACAUCUUCAAUAGAUCUCACCACUGUGGAAGGCGAUUUCAAAGCUCUCCAGUGGGCCAUGUCAAUUACGAUAGUUGUCGAAGUUCUAGGCGCUCUCUUCUUCUUCGCAACAGCAUGGUAUAUCGUCGAGGAUAAAGCUAAAGUAGAUCGAGCGAUUGCAGGUUUCGGAUUCGAUGAUGAAACAAGACAAUUGUCACCGUCAAGGAUCCGUUUGCCCCAUGGCAACUCGACACCUGAAGAAGAGCAACCAAUCACCAUGAAAGGAUCACCUUCCGACUACUUGUCGGCUAUUUAAUAACACAAAAACAACAAAAACAAAACAAAAACAAAUGGAUAACGCAAGAAACAAGUUCCUGACUAAACAUGAUAAGAGUUGUUGCGUUUUGUUUGUUAAUUUUAUGAUGGACAAAUCCAACCCCCCUUAUUCUAGUCUUUCGUUCUCCGUGUUAAGGCCCAUCCAAAUCAGGGCCUCCCUAAUUAUCCGUCUGUGUGCCCAGCUUUAAAGAAUGGCUUCAGACUUAAUUUAUAAUUGUUGCCAGCCGAGGUGCUCAAAAAACAAAACAUCACAGUUGAAAACAAUUCUCGCUCGCGUCGACUUCAAUUACUUGUUUCUUUUCCUCUUCAAUGUGUAAUGCUAGCUAUGUCUCCAUCACUCUGGGCGUGCUUUUUUUUUUUUUUUUUUUUUUUUUUUUUUUUAAAGAUAACCCCCCUGAUCUAAUUUUCCCCUCCCUAUGACUAUAUGUUGAAUAGUUGUACAUUUUCUCUGGCUUCAGAGAACGUAUUGUAUUGAUUCUGGGUCAUAUCGUCAUGUUGGUCGACAAGACGAGCGACCGUUUAUGUCAUAUUGUUCCUGCAUAUUCUUCCACAUUGGAUAUCAUUGAAUAGAUCGAUGUUGAUUAUA
Daphnia carinata is the source of this 2612-nucleotide messenger RNA. Its product is annotated as protein spinster-like. The transcript has 10 exons. Gene Ontology annotation, molecular function: transmembrane transporter activity. NCBI's taxonomy places the organism in Eukaryota, Metazoa, Arthropoda, Branchiopoda, Diplostraca, Daphniidae. Gene Ontology annotation, biological process: transmembrane transport. Gene Ontology annotation, cellular component: membrane. Bases 207 to 2006 code for a protein of 599 amino acids. The record is from RefSeq and is a predicted model, not a curated record.